Molecule: messenger RNA, 2496 nt
Organism: Dufourea novaeangliae
Lineage: Eukaryota; Metazoa; Arthropoda; Insecta; Hymenoptera; Halictidae
Gene: Clic
Product: chloride intracellular channel exc-4
Exons: 4
Coding region: 168-950 (260 amino acids)
Biological process (GO): chloride transport
Cellular component (GO): apical plasma membrane; cytoplasm
Molecular function (GO): chloride channel activity
Source: RefSeq, a predicted model, not a curated record
UCCAUCGCGUUCUGUUGAGUGUGCGUCGUCGAGGAAGGAGAAUCGUGGGUCCCGUUCGUUCGUGAACUGCUGCUGCGGAGAAUCGCAACGCAAAGAAACAGACAAACAAAAACAAAGAACGAAACGAGUGCCUUUCCCCAGUUCGCUACGGUGCAACGGAUUCGAGGAUGGCGGACGACGGCCACGAGAACGGCACCAGCAACGGCGACGUGCCCGAGAUCGAGCUGAUCAUCAAGGCGUCAACGAUCGAUGGUCGCCGUAAGGGCGCCUGCCUCUUCUGUCAGGAGUACUUCAUGGACCUGUACCUGCUGGCCGAGCUGAAGACGAUUUCUCUAAAAGUGACCACGGUCGAUAUGCAGAAACCACCGCCAGACUUCCGUACGAAUUUCCAGGCGACACCGCCGCCGAUACUGAUCGACAACGGGGACGCCAUUUUGGAGAACGAGAAGAUCGAACGACACAUCAUGAAGAACAUACCAGGUGGACACAACCUCUUCGUUCAGGACAAGGAAGUGGCCACGCUCGUCGAGAAUUUGUUCAGUAAAUUGAAGCUGUUGCUACUGAACGCGAAGGACAAGGACAAAGACCCGAAGUCCUCGUCCCUGAUGGCACAUCUGCGCAAAAUCGACGAGCAUUUGGGUCGCAAGGGUACGCGUUUCCUCACCGGGGACACGAUGUGCUGUUUCGAUUGCGAAUUGAUGCCACGGCUCCAGCACAUCAGGGUCGCCGGAAAGUAUUUCGCCGACUUCGAGAUCCCGGAGACUUUGGUACAUCUGUGGCGGUAUAUGCAUCACAUGUACAGGCUGGACGCGUUCCUGCAAAGCUGCCCGGCCGAUCAGGACAUUAUUAACCAUUACAAGCUGCAGCAGAGUAUGAAGAUGAAGAAACACGAGGAGUUGGAGACACCAACAUUCACGACCAGUAUCCCGAUCGAGGUCAACGACGACUAGGCUGGACCUGUGCCGUCGAGUCUAUGAUCUCGCCCACAUUGAUUCAGGAAAGAUCAUCAUCAAUCGUGUCGUCGGUAUCGGUGUGUAGACACGGUGCAUACACGAUGGCGCAGUAAAACACUUUUUUUAUAAUCGUCUUGGGACCCUUCCAUAUGCAGGAAGGAGAUCUAAGUAUUUAUGAGGAAAAAAAGGAAAAAAAAGAGUAAGAAAAAGUAUUUCGAAGCCCGUGCGCUCCAAAUCGGACAUUUCCAUCGUUUUUGGUUCCUUUGAACGUAUCGGUGCCGCCUACACCGAUUUCUUAUGUAAUAACACUUUUUUGCUACGUAUAUAUUCGAUAAACCUCACCGUCGACGCUGUUCUAUGGCCUAAGUCGAAGUGCCGACUAAGUAGCUUUUUUACCGCAUGAGACAGGAAGAAGAUAUAUAUAUAUAUAUAUACGUACACGAAAAAAAAAGAAAAAAUGUAUUAAGGCUUUCAGAGACGACCAGUACGCGUGUUCCAGAGAAACAUAUUAUUAUUUUUUUCUUUUCCUUUUCUUUUUCGUUCGUCGCUGUUUCAUUUCUUUCCCUUAUUCGCUUACGUACGAAAUGCUCGUACGUAGACCUGACUUUUGAUUAGCGUUAUUAUUAGAGAAUGGCAUUUUAAUAUUUUACAUUCUACUUUAGAACGAGACCUUGUAUAUUUUUUAAGUGUUUAGACGGUUUCUCACCGAUCAUUUUAACUGGUGAGUAAUCGAACGAAGAAGGAUUGCUAAAGAGACGUAUGCAUUUUUUUCAACGGCCAUUAAUCGUCGGCUGUAUUAAUAUAUUCCCUCGUUUCGUUUUUCUUGGAAAAUCCAAUAGGUUCGGAAUUAUGAAUAAAAUGACACUGCAGUGUUUAUUCUUCGAGAAACACAUCCUUUUAUUGGAUCCUGCAAUUAUGGUAAAUAGUCUGUGUGAGAAGGGAUAUUCUAGUCUGAUGAAUUUUGUGCAAGAUUGAAAAUUUCUAAAGUAAUAUUUGAUGUUUCAACGAAAUAGUGCAUACGUUUCUUACGGGUUAGGUGUAUAUGUUAGGUAUGAUACGGAAGUUCUUAGUUAAAUUCAUUUAAUUUGAAAUUAGUAUGUUCGUGAAUGGUUUUGUGAGUGGGAGGAAUUAACGAAUACUAUACUUUGUUGUUACAGUCCUCUUUGUAAAUGUUGAUUUAGAAGAGGUGAAAGAAUCAUCGUCCCCGGAAAAUAGCGCUUCUAUUAACUCAGUCCAACGAUUUAACAAACUCGGUAUUUUCGUAUUAGCAAUUAUAUUAUUAUUAUUAUAUUCUAAACGAUUAUUAUUGCUAUUAUUGUAUUACUUUGGUUUAUACUCUUAGAAAUGAAUAUACCAGUGUUUACAAUAACUGGGCCUGAUAAUGUAUUUAUUGGUGCUCCUUCACAGACACAGGAUAGAUAUUUAUAUAUUUACAAAAUAAUUAUAUUUUUUAUCGUGCUGUUUGUGGUUACAAGAUGUUAUAAUCUAUAUUAGUCAAUCACGAAUAUUCUACAUUAUGGAAAAUAAAUGUAAUUGUAUUUUU